Messenger RNA from Menidia menidia (Atlantic silverside), 3510 nucleotides. NCBI's taxonomy places the organism in Eukaryota, Metazoa, Chordata, Actinopteri, Atheriniformes, Atherinopsidae. The record is from the annotation of a GenBank genome assembly.
ACGUUUUCUACACGUGGCACAUGGGUGACGUUAGUUUGCACCAUUUCCUCCACAACACCCCAAAAUAAUUCUCCAUGGUCGAGUCACUGCGGGUCAAGACAGCUACAGACACCUCCCCUAGCAAUUUACGACAGCCCCCAGUCUGAGUGGGGAACCGUACGCAUGAGUCUGCACGUAGCAAACUUUUAGAAAUCCAGCCCCGGCUAUCAGGCGGCCAACUGCGCACAGAAACAUCACGAAUAGGAGGAACCACCGGAAUCCCCACACCGUUAACUCCCCCCGAGCCCGGUCGAAGGCAGACUUCAGAGGACACAUUUCUGCUGCGAACCCAUGCCCUGGACGAGGAUGGAGCUCCCGUGUUGGUGUUUAUUGUUAUUGAGCUGCCUGGAGUCACUCUCCGCUCACAAUGACUUCUUCACCUCCAUAGGUCACAUGACAGAUCUGUUAUACACAGAAAAAGACCUCGUCACUUCUCUGAAAGACUACAUCAAAGCAGAGGAAAAUAAACUAGAGCAGGUCAAACGGUGGGCGGAUAAGCUGGAUUCUUUGACAGCCACAGCAACUCAGGACCCAGAGGGUUUCCUGGGCCAUCCUGUCAAUGCCUUCAAACUGAUGAAGAGGCUGAACACAGAGUGGGGGGAUCUGGAGAGUCUUGUGCUUAAGGACACCACUGAUGGAUUUAUUUCCAACCUGACCAUUCAGAGACAGCACUUUCCCUCAGAGGAGGAUCAAACUGGCGCUGCUAAAGCUCUUCUCCGGUUACAAGACACAUAUAAACUGGAUGCUAACACCAUCUCCAUAGGAGACCUGCCUGGAGUGAAGCACAAGAGCAAAAUGACGGUGGAGGAUUGUUAUGAGUUGGGUAAAAUAGCUUAUACUGACGUGGAUUACUACCACACAGAGCUGUGGAUGGUCCAGGCCCUGAAACAGCUCGAUGAAGGAGAGGAGUCCACUUUAGAUAAGGUUACUGUGCUGGACUACCUAAGUUAUGCCGUCUACCAGCAGGGAGAGUUAGAGCGUGCACUGGAUUACACAAAGAGGCUGCUACAACUUGAUCCAGAGCACCAGCGUGCUAAAGGCAACCUGAAAUACUUUGAUUUCCAGUUGGAAAAGCAGAAAAAGGCAGCGGAUGAAAAUCCUCAGAAAGAGAAGGAGAGAGGGAAACGACAAACGACAAAGACAGAGAAGAGAAAGUUUUCCAAAAAGGCUCUCUCACUGAUUCCUGAGAGGGCGAAGUAUGAGAUGCUUUGUCGUGGGGAGGGUAUCAGAAUGACACCCCGCAGACAGAGCAGGCUCUUCUGUCGUUACCAUGACAACAAUCACAACCCCCACUAUGUGCUGGCACCUGUUAAACAGCAAGAUGAGUGGGACCACCCCUACAUCGUCCGCUUCAUUGACAUAAUCUCAGAUGAAGAAAUUGAGAUGGUCAAGCAGCUGGCAAAACCCCGACUGCGCAGGGCAACCAUCUCCAACCCCAUCACUGGAGUGCUGGAGACUGCUCCUUACAGGAUCAGCAAAAGAGUCUCCAAGAGUGCUUGGCUCACUGGCUAUGACGAUCCUGUAAUUGAUAAGAUAAACCAGAGAAUUGAAGAUCUCACAGGCCUGGAAAUGGACACAGCUGAAGAGCUGCAGGUUGCAAAUUAUGGUGUUGGAGGUCAAUAUGAGCCUCACUUUGACUUUGGCAGGAAAGAUGAGCCAGAUGCCUUUAAGGAGCUGGGAACUGGGAACCGCAUUGCAACUUGGCUCUUUUAUAUGAGUGAUGUCGCUGCAGGUGGAGCUACAGUUUUCCCCGAUGUUGGUGCUGCAGUUUGGCCUCAAAAGGGAUCUGCUGUGUUCUGGUACAACCUGUUUGCCAGUGGCGAGGGAGACUAUAGCACCCGGCAUGCAGCUUGUCCCGUGUUAGUGGGAAAUAAGUGGGUAUCCAACAAGUGGAUCCAUGAACGAGGCCAGGAGUGGAGGCGGCCCUGUGGCCAGAAUGAAACUGAAUGACAGAAGAUAACCUCCCCAUCCAAUUCCCUUUCCUCUCUCCUCUUCUUUUCAAACCACCAAGCACCAACGUACGCUGUUUCGGUUCACAGAUGAUGUAUGGGGUCCAAACGACUCAAUCCUACUUUUCAAACACACUUUUUUUGUCUUUUCCCCCAUGGUAGUCUCCAUUCCCAGAGAUUGUCUUGGUUAACUAAGCUACUGGACUGUAUCAGCAUCUCGGUGACAAAAAACAUGUUUUUUAGAUUGAAAGAUAGUUUUAAGAAAUUUUUGAAAGUUUUUUACUCCCAUGUGUUUUUAUAAAAAAAUAUUUGCACUUUUUUUUUCUACAGCUUUGUGAUGAGACCAUCUUUCUGUAGGGCCGAACUGUUUCUCCUUGUGUUUGAACUUCAAAGGGACGGUUCACAUUUUAAAAGCCUUAUCUGACUGGUUCUGUUCAACAGAUUGAAUUAAUGUUUCAUUUAAGUCUUGUACUUUGAUAUUUUAAAUGAAAAUUCACCAUAGUUGUGAAAGACUUCCUGAAACUGUGUUCAUUUAAAUGUAGUUUUUAGUGCCAGUGCAUGAUAAAAGUCAUUUUGGGGCACUGUACAGAGAGGUCCUGUUUGAUGCAGCCCUUUUUUAGUGAGUCUAGUAGCAGAUAACAUCAAAACUUUCUGAGUUUCAGUCCCCUCUCCAGAGCACACACAGAUUGGAAGGUGACUCUGGCGAGAACUCACUUCGAAAGGCACAUGGUGUCCAGCAGAACCAGAUAACAUUUGCCAAGUCCUGACCUUGUGUUUUGUUUUGUUUUUUUAAUUUCUUGUAUUUUGAGCAAACAUGUUGUUCAGAAGAACUUUGCUUUAUGACUUUAUAAUAUAAUACCACACACAAAGUUAAAUGAAUUGGAUCUUUUCUUGGUUUUAUAUGGUUUCUUAAGUUGCUGGCUGUUAAGAAAGACGUCAGUCUUUUGUUGUGAAUAAACAAAAUAUUACAGAAUUUACAGGGGAUAACCAGUACAGAUUUUUGUUUGAUGCCAAGACUAUGCAACACUUUUUAAGAUGACAUGCAUGUUGUUGGUUUGCUUCUUUGGUUCACUCUUUAAAUUUUUUUUACACUAUGGCCUGUUACACACCUGCAUGAUGUGUUUAUAGACUCACAUUUAGUGACAUUUAAAUGCAACUACAAAAAAAGAUGCAGAAAAUUCAGUGUUUUGUUUUCUAAAUGUAAGUUGAUAUGUGAUCAUUCUGAUUGUUAAAAAUGUGGGAGACAGUCGGUGGGUGUCUGCUUUGGCACACAGAGACGAACAGCACGGACACCAGGUGAAGGGGACGCCAUGGGGGUCUUGAAUGCGGUUUUUGAUCAGUGGUUGUUGUGUGGGUUGUCCACACUGGCCCACCCUUGUAGUGAGAGAAUGCAGAUUCUAUCACGGAGGAGACAUUUUAUUUAUAAGUCCAAAACCAUUUCUUUGUGUUUUGUUAUGUGCAAAAUAAACGUCUGAAGUUGUUUUUAUCUUUUGUUUUUUCUAUAAUAAAGACAUGAAGAUAC